AUGAACCCCUGCAUUGGGGUAGUUACCCUCUUCCAUGAGAUCCCCUACCAGAAGGCGGAUGAUGGGCGUCCCUUCCCCCAAGUCAUAAAAUCUAAAGCUGGUGGUGUGGGCAUCAAGGCAGACAAGGACGUGGUACCUUUGGCAGGAAUCAAUGGCAAGACCACCACCCAAGGGCUGGAUGGGUUGUCUGAGCGCUGUUACCAGUAUAAGAAGGAUGGAGCUGACUUUGCCAAGUGGCGCUAUGUGCUAAAGAUUGGAGAGCACACCCCCUCAGCCCUUGCCAUCAUGGAAAAUGGCAACGUACUGGCCCGUUAUGCCAGCGUCUGCCAGCAGAAUGGGAUUGUGCCUAUUGUGGAGCCUGAGAUCCUCCCUGAUGGUGACCAUGACCUGAAGCGCUGUCAGUAUGUAACUGAGAAGGUGCAGGCUGCCGUCUACAAGGCUCUGAGUGACCACCACAUCUAUUUAGAAGGCACUUUGCUGAAGCUUAAUAUGGUAACCCUAGGCGACUCCUGCACACAGAAGUUUUCUCAUGAGGAGAGUGCCAUGGCAACUGUUAAAGCACUGCGUUGCACAGUGCCCCCCGCUGUUACUGGGAUCACCUUGGAGAACAUUAAUAAACUUUUCACAAAACACUUGGAGAUUCAGGUAGCAAAACUCAAUCAGGACACUUCUGAACCAGCAGAACAAUGUGGUACAUCACCGGAAAGAGCCAACAAAAGUAUUUAUCAUACUCCCAGUUGGGGAUGAAACUGGCAGAGGGACCUUGAGUUAGAAGGGCAACAUGGACUCCUUCCAGGAGAGAAGCAACCCUUUUCCCAGGAGAGGGAUUUAAGCCAACUCUUGGACAGCUAUGUAGGAAAGAAGUCUGCGUAUACAGAAUGUGGGAAAGGCUUUAAUCGGAGCUCCUAUCUCAAGACAGGUGAGAGGCCAUAUAAAUGCAUCGAGUGUGGGAAAGGCUUCAAACAAAGUUCAGACCUUGUCACGCACUGGCGAAUACACACAGGAGAGAAACCCUACAAAGGCAGUGGCUGUGAGAAAAAAUUCAGCGACAGCUCAACCCUUAUCAAACAUGAGAGAACCCACACAGGUGAGAGACCCCACGAGUGCUCCGAGCGUGGGGAGACUUUUGGGUGGAAGCCUCACGUCAUAAUGCACCAAAGAACCCACACGGGAGAGAGGCCCUACACAUGCCUGCAAUGCCAUAAAAGCUUCAGUCAGAGCUCACAUGUCAUAACCCACCAGAGGACCCACACAGGAGUGAAGCCGUACAGGUGUGAAGACUGUGGAGAGCCCUUUAGCCGGAGUUCAGAUCUGAUUAAGCACCGACGCACUCACACAGGAGAAUGGCCCUUUCAGUACCUGCCGUGUGGAAAGGCCUUUAGGGAGAGCUCUCAUUGCGUAGCUCACUCACAUGAGCACUCUCGCAGGAGAAACCUCUGUCCCGACUGCCACAAACGUUUGAGCCAGAGCUCACAUCUGCUCACACACCAGAGCACACACACCGGCGAGCGGCCGUUUAAGUGCGAUGACUGUGGGAAAGGAUUCGCCGACAGCUCUGCCCUCGUUAAGCACAAGCGGACCCACACAGGAGAAAGACCCUAUAAAUGUGACGAAUGUGGGAAGAGCUUCAACCAGAGCUCCCACUUCAUUACUCACCAACGAAUCCAUUUAGGAGACAGACCCUAUCAAUGUCCUGAGUGUGGCAAAACCUUUAACCAGCAUUCCCAUUUUCUCACCUACCGGAGAACACAUAAAGGGGAAAAGCCUUUUCACUGUAGUGGGUGUGACAAGAGCUUCCGUCAGAAAGCACAUCUUUUAUGUCAUCAAAACACCCAUUUAACUUAG
Molecule: messenger RNA, 1845 nt
Organism: Elephantulus edwardii (Cape elephant shrew)
Lineage: Eukaryota; Metazoa; Chordata; Mammalia; Macroscelidea; Macroscelididae
Gene: ZNF774
Product: zinc finger protein 774
Biological process (GO): glycolytic process; regulation of transcription by RNA polymerase II
Molecular function (GO): RNA polymerase II cis-regulatory region sequence-specific DNA binding; fructose-bisphosphate aldolase activity; DNA-binding transcription factor activity, RNA polymerase II-specific
Source: RefSeq, a predicted model, not a curated record